UGAUUUUAAUUUGUCUAAAAUUGAAAAUUUCAGUUCAACCGUUUCUCCGUGGCCCCUUUUUAAAUCUUAGAUUCUGCUAAAGGAAAUCUCUUUUCUUCUUCGAUCUUUGUCUCUCUCUCUCUCUCUGUUAAUUCUUGUUCACUCGCUGCAUCUCUCGUUCUUGAAUCUUCGAUUGACCUUCUCGAUCGUUGACCCCUGAAUACACUUUUCCGGCGAGACUAAUAAAAGAACUUUACACAAAGAUUUGAGUUUUUUUUUUCCGGUGGAGUGUUUUGUUUUUGAGCUAAAUGAUUGAGACACGACAAGAAGAAUAAGAUAUGACUCUUUACAUUCGUCGUGAAUCUUCCAAGCUGUGGAAGAGGUUUUGGUCGGAGAUAGCAACGGAGAUUGGUCUUCUCGCUGAGAACUGGAAGUACCUUCUCGCUGGCAUUAUCUGUCAGUACAUUCAUGGUUUAGCUGCUAAAGGAGUUCAUUACAUUCAUCUCCCCGGACCCACUCUCCAGGAUCUUGGCUACUUUCUUCUUCCGGAGCUUGGUCAAGAGAGAAGCUACAUAAGUGAAACCGUCUUCACUAGUGUUUUUGUUUCUUUCUUCCUAUGGACUUUCCAUCCAUUCAUCCUGAAAAGCAAAAAGAUAUACACUGUCUUGAUAUGGUGCAGAGUUCUAGCGUUCUUAGUUGCAUGUCAGUUUCUCCGUGUUAUAACUUUCUAUUCCACUCAGCUUCCUGGACCAAACUAUCACUGUCGCGAGGGAUCUAAAGUUUCCACGUUGCCAUGGCCCAAAAGCCCCCUUGAGGUUCUCGAGAUUAACCCUCAUGGGGUGAUGUACGGAUGUGGAGACCUGAUCUUCUCGUCGCAUAUGAUAUUCACGCUUGUCUUUGUCCUUACUUACCAGAAGUACGGCACUAAAAGGUUCAUAAAGCUGUUUGGAUGGCUCAUUGCUUUCGUGCAGAGCCUCUUGAUCAUUGCCUCCCGUAAACAUUACACUGUCGAUGUUGUUGUUGCCUGGUACACUGUUAACUUGGUUGUGUUUUGUCUGGACAAGAAACUACCAGAGUUACCAGAUCGGACCACGGUGUUGCUCCCAGUAAUCUCUAAAGAGAGAACUAAAGAAGAGAACCACAAGCUGUUGUUGAAUGGGAACGGUGUUGAUCCUGCUGAUUGGAGACCAAGGGCUCAAGUGAACGGGAAGAUAGAUAGCAACGGAGUUCACACUGAUAACUCAUUGAACGGCGCAUGAAAACUCGCACCAGACUUGGGGCAAGAACUAUAUAUAUGAAUACAGCUAAGCAAUGGCGUCAUGAAGACAUGAUGGUCAUUGCUCAUGAAGAGAACUCUUAUAGAGAGAUGUUAGGGCUAUGCUACUCUGUACAUUUUUCAGUUCCUUGUCCCCCAAGCAAUGACUUGUUGGAUCACGUUGUUUUUUAUUUUUGUUGUCAAUUUUAUUAUUAUAAGAAACGUUGCUUUUUA
This is a messenger RNA of Brassica napus (rape), 1468 nucleotides long. Its product is annotated as phosphatidylinositol:ceramide inositolphosphotransferase 2-like. Gene Ontology annotation, biological process: ceramide biosynthetic process. The coding region runs from base 318 to 1238 and encodes 306 amino acids. The transcript has 12 exons. Gene Ontology annotation, cellular component: endoplasmic reticulum membrane; Golgi membrane; trans-Golgi network. Gene Ontology annotation, molecular function: ceramide cholinephosphotransferase activity; inositol phosphoceramide synthase activity; sphingomyelin synthase activity. NCBI's taxonomy places the organism in Eukaryota, Viridiplantae, Streptophyta, Magnoliopsida, Brassicales, Brassicaceae. The record is from RefSeq and is a predicted model, not a curated record.